Patiria miniata (bat star) is the source of this 2753-nucleotide messenger RNA. It is a transcript of the gene cenpl, whose product is annotated as centromere protein L-like. The record is from RefSeq and is a predicted model, not a curated record. Lineage: Eukaryota; Metazoa; Echinodermata; Asteroidea; Valvatida; Asterinidae.
AUGACUUCAGCAGUUGUGUACAAAGUCAGGCAUGUCAGGAGACACCAGUACUUCUCAUGGGCGGAGUCUCAGCUCAAGUGGCAGGGGAAAGCAUGGCCGACCCGACGACACACACCAUACACCAAGACUCCCAAAUCAAGACGACUGCAUGGAAAGAGCAGCAAAUUAGAGAGGACACCAGUCCUUCCAGCAGGGGACACCCAUUCCCUGAAGCAGCUGACCAGUAAGACGUGGCAUGUCUACCAAGUCACCCCACUCAACAACUUCCAGCACAGUGCGGCCGCCCUGCGAAAAUACUCCAGGCAUCUCUCCGCUGCCUUGCAAGCAGAGUCUCACAAAGGCAUAGGUGUGGACCUAGAGAGCGAGAUUGGUGACAGAGCCAUCUUCAGCAUCUACAAAGGACUGGCCACUUCCCCAGAUGACCCAGAAGCUGUUGAGUUGACCAUCAAGGCCAAAGGUAGGUCGAGGGUCAGCGCUAGGAUCAUCUGCAAUGCCAUUCUCUGCUCAGUCGGCUCUGAGCAUAGAGAUGAACUGGCUGAGAGGUUGACUAUGCUACCUGUGCUGUUGGUGAAGGGGACGGCAGCCGUCACUAGAUAUGUCAUCUCAUGGCUUCAGGCACAGUUUGAUUGCCAUAUAAGGAAGAUGACCUUUAACCCCAUGGCCCUGGUCUGGAUGGUGUCCAUGUGGGCAGGCAUUUCAACAGGAGAUAAGUCCAAAACAGUAGAACUUCUGUACACCUUGCCAAAAGCAGUAGAAGGUUUAAGUCGCAUCACACUGACGAUAGAUGCUACCGAUGCCAAGACGUUAUGGGACAGCGUACAUGAUGAGGAAUCAGUGGACUUCACUGCCGAUGAGGUGACGGCUUUCAUCAAAGCGUUAGAGGCACACUUCUUCCAUCACUUCAAGAUACACCUUGCUGCACUCACAUUAUCAAGAAUUGGCACUCCUAUUGUUUACAUUGGCUCGGAGGGCAGGCUCAAAAUUCUCUCAGAGAAGGCCAUUCAUGCCGUUCUGCAGCACAUCACGGAGCUGGUGAGGGAUAACUUCUGUAGAGCUUCCUGACGAAGAUGCAUUCUUCUCCCAACAAAAGAGAGAUAAAAAGUGGACUUGCAUAUGUUUUCCAUUCGAGGAGGUUCUGCAUUCAACACCCCUGCGAUACCUUCAAGAUUGCACAAUGUCAACAACAAAGUAAAAUGGGCAUCUUACCAGAAGAGAAGCUGAAAUCUACUUGGAAUGAUGCCCAAAACCAAGUAGGAGGAUUCCCUACCAAAAUGAAAAGAUGAUGUCUGACAUUUUGAGAUCGACCAUUGUUUAUAUGACAAGAAGGAGUUAAAGUUGUACCAAGGAAACUGUGGGUUUUCAUGCCCGAUGUGACUAGGAAUUGUAUCUCUUCUUUUCUAAGCUCAACAGCAUGUGGGAAUAUAAAAAUAAAAAAAUAUCUACAAGUAUAACAAGUUGUCUUGGGGGGGGGGGGGGGCUUACGUGGUUUUUUUUAUAGAAAGUUCAAUGAAAAUAUGUUGAUAAAAGAUCAGUGUUUCCAUCACCUGGUACAUUUCGACACCAUAUGGAGGCGAGUAUAUAUGCGAACAUGUUCAUAAUGUACCUUUUUUUUCAUUUAAUUCAGAAUAAUUUUUGAACAAGCCUUCUGAUACAUUUUAAAACAUGACUAAACAGUUUUGUAAAACACUUUUUUUUGUUAUGCUAUGAUUUUGGAGACCUUUUACUGUGAAUUUGGGUUUUCUAAUUUGCCUGAUGACAACACACAUCAGUGUCCCCCUUUGCGUUUCACCGACCUUGGGCAAUUUUUGAGUGAUAUAUCGUGCUUUGAUCACAUACCAAACGGCAUGGUUUCAUGGAUACUGAUCAAAGAUAUUGAUUUGGGAGACUACCAACAUACAUGUGGAUCAGUCUAUACAUUCAGGGUCCAAAGUGUGACAUUUUUUUCUGUCCCUGUUACCUUGGUACUUCGUAAUUUUCCAUUUAAGUAUCAGUAAGAAUGACUUCAAAUUAGUUGUAUUGUUUGGGUAGGUAGUUUGCUAAUCAUAAUCACUCUUGGAGGAUGACUGCAUUAAGGAGUGCAUCAGAAUUAUAAAAUCAUAGAUGUAACGGACAGGGAAAAAGUGGACCCCAAAUUUAUAAAACGAGCUAUAUAAAUGGCUGGCUAACUGAGUGAAGGUACUAGUGCGGGUAGUCCAAAGGUUGUAGGUUUGAACCCCCUCUACAAUCAAAUCUGUAACUUUUCAGGCAAAUUGAUAUUGGUUAGAGAACGGCAAAUUGAUGGCAGUUGCAGAUGUAAUAACCGUCUUGCCCUCGAGUCACUUGUGCGUAUUCCCUUGUGGAAAAUUCACCAUUUCGUGUGAAAAUGUAAUUAUUAAUACUUGUCAAAAUGUUAGAGGCCUGAUAUAUUUCGUCUUUAGCAAAAACUUCCUCAGAAGUCUUUGCUAAAGACGAAAUAUAUCAGGCCUCUCUAACUUUUUGAUUUGUAUAGGUAAGGUCAAUCCAGUCAGUGAGCAGUUGCAGCAGCUUAAUUAUUUUUCAUAUUAAUACUUGUGAUAUUUCUCCUCUAAAUAUGGAAUAUGGAGGCUCCUUUGCAGUCAGUGAGGUGAUUACAUUAACACUUAAAAUUGGAAUUGCUUUAUAUCUUCUUUCACUACAUGUGUAUGUAUUUUGUAAUGUUUGAUUUUGUAAAUUGAUAAAGCUUUUUUGUAAAAUAAAUUGAAACUCAGUCUGACACGUGAUGUAAUGUGUAUUUA